AUGGACUAUGAAGAGGAUGAUGAUGUCUCCUUUGCAAAAUGGAUGAGCAGUUUCUGGGGACACAAUGUGACAGAAGAAAAUGAAAGAGCGAGUCGAUCUUACAGGAAAAGGCAGACAGAAUCCUUGGCGGAAAGGAGAGCUUCCCUUCCGGCUAAACUGUCCUCCAUCCAUAUGACAAAAUUUCAUGCUUCUACCAAGAUAACAUCACCAAGCAGUCGGAGGAGUUCCAAAGAAAUGCAAGAAGGCCAAGAUAUAAAAGAUACACAAUGGCACUGUCAUGCCAAGGCAUGCAGGAAAUCUUCAAGUGGCAGUUCUUCCCAGGGGUCAAUUGGAACAAACAGUCACUCGAAUUCCAUCCUGGAGUUUUCAGAAUCUUUUGAGAGGCAGCUGCAUUUCAAAAACAAGCGCUCGGUUUCUUUGGAACCUGAAGGGAUGAAACAGAGGCGAGAGAGAGAGAAACUGUGUAGUCACAAGAGCAGGUCACAUAAGAAAAUGGGAGAAAAGAAAGAAUCCAAGGAUGAACAAGUGGAAGGAGAGAUUAAUGUGGAGCUCCCAGAUGAAAAACAUAGUUAA
Eublepharis macularius is the source of this 573-nucleotide messenger RNA. RefSeq names its product leukemia NUP98 fusion partner 1 (gene LNP1). Lineage: Eukaryota; Metazoa; Chordata; Lepidosauria; Squamata; Eublepharidae. The transcript has 3 exons. The coding region runs from base 1 to 573 and encodes 190 amino acids. The record is from RefSeq and is a predicted model, not a curated record.